Molecule: messenger RNA, 453 nt
Organism: Iphiclides podalirius (scarce swallowtail)
Lineage: Eukaryota; Metazoa; Arthropoda; Insecta; Lepidoptera; Papilionidae
Source: the annotation of a GenBank genome assembly
AUGGAUGCACGUUCCACGCUGGGCGUGGAGUUCUGUAUGUGCUGGACUGAUCCCAGUGUAUCCGAUUGGAUCAUUACCAUACCAGUGCUUUUUAGCAGUUUAACAUCAAUCAUAAUGAUGUUGAAAGUGUUGUACGUCCUAAUAACGAAAUGUGACGUGCCAAGUUCCACCAACCCCUUUUCUAAGUGGGCAGCCAGAUUCUCAAUCUUUCUGAUAGCAUUUUACCCAGGGUACUACACGUUCGAGUGCUUUUACCAAGGUUUCGGAAUUACUUCAGCUAUAAUAACCGAUUCUAAGGGCUUAGUUACGAACGUGACCUUUUUUUUCGCGAACCAAGAAGUUAUCACGACCUUGGGUAAUGCAUGGGCGCGUUGGAGGAUGCCCCCCGAUGACAUUUUAAUGAGAGGUGCGAUUACACCAACAAGACCGGCCACCGUAAACGAGACAAAGGUU